This is a messenger RNA of Theileria annulata, 606 nucleotides long. RefSeq lists its product as uncharacterized. The record is from RefSeq and is a predicted model, not a curated record. NCBI's taxonomy places the organism in Eukaryota, Apicomplexa, Aconoidasida, Piroplasmida, Theileriidae. The coding region runs from base 1 to 606 and encodes 201 amino acids. The transcript has a single exon.
AUGAAGUUCGUUAUAUUAGCUUUACUUGCUUUGGCAUCUGGUCUUCAUGCCGCAAAAUUAGACCUCAAAGACUUAGGCUUUGUCCUUUUUGGAAACCAUGGUGAUGGUACUAAAACAUCUGUUGCUGCUGGCAAAUGCCCACUUGGAACUCUUCCAGCCACUGUAUUCCUUCACAAGACCUUUAAGAAGGGUGAUCAUUUCUUUACAUGGGUUAGACCAGUACAUGCUAAGGUUGAUGAGUUAGUAUGUGGAUCACAUGCUGUAUGGAAAGCUGCUGCUGGUGAAGUACUUCUUGACUUGCACUUUGUAGGUAACAAGGAUUCUGAGAAGUUUGUCCACUUGGAACUUUUCCACCCAGCUGUAGGUUCACACCACUUAUUCCUUAAAUUUGCUGCUGGUACCGCUCCCGGUGAUGGUGUUGUUCUUGGUAUGGCAGCCUUUGUAGUUGGUGUUCAUGGAUUAGUCGCUGGACUUCCUGAACUUGUUGGACUUCCUGCUCAUCCAUUCGUCCAUGCUUUGGCUGCUCAUGCUCAUCAUGUUGCUCACGUUGCUGCUGGUGCUAAGGAUGGUCUUGCUGCACAUGGUGGUGCUCUUCUUGUUGCCUAA